AUGCCGCUAAAACAUUAUCUCCUCCUGCUGUUGGGAUGUCAUGCCUGGAGCAUCGGGCUGGCUUACUAUGGCUGCCCGAGCGAAUGUACCUGCUCCAGGUCGUCGCAGGUGGAGUGCACAGGGGCGCGCAUCGUGACAGUGCCCUCCCCUCUCCCCUGGAACGCCAUGAGCUUGCAGAUUCUCAACACACACAUCACUGAACUCAAUGAAUCUCCCUUCCUCAACAUCUCCGACCUCAUCGCCCUGAGGAUAGAGAAGAAUGAGCUGUCGCACAUCAUGCCUGGUGCCUUUCGCAGCCUAGGCUCCCUGCGUUACCUCAGCCUUGCCAAUAAUAGACUGCGGGUGCUGCCCGUUGGCCUCUUCCAAGGCCUGGACAACCUCGAGUCCCUCUUACUGUCCAGCAACCAGCUGACGCAGAUCCAGCCAGGGCACUUUUCGCCAUGUGGUAAUCUCAAGGAGCUGCAGCUUCAUGGCAACCACCUAGAAUACGUGCCCGAUGGCGCUUUCGACCACAUGGUUGGUCUCACCAAGCUCAACCUGGGCAAGAAUAAUCUGAACCACCUGUCACCCCGGAUCUUCCAGCACCUGGGCAACCUCCAGGUGCUCCGACUGUAUGAGAAUCGGCUCUCUGACAUCCCCAUGGGCACUUUCGACGGGCUGCACAACCUCGAAGAGCUGGCCUUGCAGCAGAAUCAGAUCGGCAUGCUCUCUCCCGGCCUCUUCCACAACAACAGGAACCUGCAGAAGCUCUACCUGUCCAACAACCACAUCUCCCAGCUCCCCCAGGGCAUCUUCAUGCAACUGCCUCAGCUCAACCGUCUCACGCUCUUUGGGAAUUCCCUCAAGGAGCUUUCCCCAGGGAUCUUUGGGCCCAUGCACAACCUGCGUGAGCUCUGGCUCUACGACAACCACAUCAGCUCUCUGCCAGACAAUGUCUUCAGCAGCCUGCCUCAACUGCAGGUGCUGAUCCUCAGCCGAAACCAGAUCAAGCACAUCUCUCCAGGUGCCUUCAACGGGCUGGUGGAGCUGCGGGAGCUGUCACUCCACACCAACGCACUCCAGGACCUGGACGCCAGCGUCUUCCGCAUGCUGACCAACCUGCAGAACAUAUCGCUGCAGAACAACCGCCUCCAGCAACUCCCCGGGAACCUCUUCUCCCACAUCAACGGCCUCAUGACGAUUCAGCUGCAGAACAACCAGCUGGAGAAUCUGCCCAUAGGCAUCUUCAGUCACCUGAACAACCUGUGUGAACUGCGGCUCUACGACAACCCGUGGCGGUGUGACUCAGACAUCCUCCCACUGCGCGACUGGCUGCUGCUCAACAAACUCAGGCUGGGCACAGACAGCCUGCCUGUGUGUUUCAGCCCUGCCAAUGUCCGCGGCCAGCCCCUCAUCAUCAUCAAUGUCAACGUCAACACCCCCAGUGUCCAGGUCCCUGUGAUGCCCGAGAGCCCUGUCUACCCAGAAACACCCCAAUACCCUGACACCUCCAGCUACAUUGACACCACGUCUGUCUCCUCGACUACCACUGACUACACCAGCACCAUGGAGGACUACACAGAUCUGAGCACCAUCCAGGUCACUGAAGAGAGAGGCAUGACCCGGGCCCAAAGCGGACUGGCCAUCGCGGCCAUUGUCAUCGGCCUCAUUGCCUUGGCGUGCUCGCUGGCUGCCUGCAUCUGCUGCUGCUGCUGCAAGCAGAGGAGCCAAGCGGUUAUGAUGCAGAUGAAGGCACCCAAUGAGUGCUAG
Suncus etruscus (white-toothed pygmy shrew) is the source of this 1749-nucleotide messenger RNA. It is a transcript of the gene LRRC15, whose product is annotated as leucine rich repeat containing 15. Gene Ontology annotation, molecular function: protein binding. The transcript has a single exon. Bases 1 to 1749 code for a protein of 582 amino acids. Lineage: Eukaryota; Metazoa; Chordata; Mammalia; Eulipotyphla; Soricidae. The record is from RefSeq and is a predicted model, not a curated record. Gene Ontology annotation, cellular component: extracellular matrix.